Messenger RNA from Dipodomys ordii (Ord's kangaroo rat), 1355 nucleotides. It is a transcript of the gene Snu13, whose product is annotated as NHP2 non-histone chromosome protein 2-like 1 (S. cerevisiae). Gene Ontology annotation, biological process: ribosome biogenesis; mRNA splicing, via spliceosome; maturation of SSU-rRNA. The record is from RefSeq and is a predicted model, not a curated record. The coding region runs from base 81 to 467 and encodes 128 amino acids. The transcript has 3 exons. Gene Ontology annotation, cellular component: box C/D methylation guide snoRNP complex; nucleolus; small-subunit processome. Gene Ontology annotation, molecular function: RNA binding. Lineage: Eukaryota; Metazoa; Chordata; Mammalia; Rodentia; Heteromyidae.
GCUCCGCUGGGGCGGUCUUCCGGCUUCUCUGACGUCGGCUGCUCGUGAGCUGGAAGCGGCGUGCCCGCCGGAUCGCAGCCAUGACUGAGGCCGAUGUGAAUCCCAAGGCCUAUCCUCUUGCAGAUGCUCAUCUCACCAAGAAACUGUUAGAUCUUGUUCAGCAGUCAUGUAACUACAAGCAGCUUCGGAAAGGAGCCAAUGAGGCCACCAAAACCCUCAACAGAGGCAUAUCUGAGUUCAUUGUGAUGGCAGCAGAUGCCGAGCCCCUGGAGAUCAUCCUGCACCUACCCCUGCUGUGUGAAGACAAGAAUGUGCCCUACGUGUUCGUGCGCUCUAAGCAGGCCCUGGGGCGAGCCUGCGGGGUGUCCAGGCCUGUCAUUGCCUGUUCUGUCACCAUCAAAGAAGGCUCUCAGCUGAAGCAGCAGAUCCAGUCCAUUCAGCAGUCCAUUGAAAGGCUCUUAGUCUAAGCCUUUGGCCUCAGCCACACGCCCCCUCACCCCCUGAAGUCGUGUAUCAUAUUGUCAGUGUUAGCAUGUAGUAUUUUCAAUGCCUUUCUAUUAUAAAGUAUUGUACUAAAUCUGGUUUCUAGAUUUUUGUAUUGUUUUAGUUUGUUUUACAGAAAUGUUUUCCCCUAUCUCCCCUUCGUCCUCUGUCAUCCUUUUAUCCUGUCUUGAAAACUGAGCUAAUGCCCAAAAUAGGCAGAAAGAACAAGGAGAGACCUAACCUGAGGUACAGAUUUUGUUGCAGCUUUCACCUGCCAACUCCCUUCUAUAUGCAGGACAGGAAUAAAUACCUGCCACUUUGCGUCCUUUGUGCCUGUCAUGCGGAAUCUCCAUCCGUGGCCCAGUGGUUGAGUUUCCUUUGCAUUUCCCUCUUUGUGAAUGAUCAUGUAUCGUUUAAGAAGGAGAUGUGUAUUCUAUGAUGAGGUGGGUGUCCAGCCAUUUACUAAUGUGUGCGUUACUCCUGGCAGCUCUUGAUAUGAUGCUGUAUUCUCAGCUGACCCAGGCCUCUGAGGGCGGUAGGGCAGCAACAUACCAAAGGAGAAAUAUGUAGGGGGGGGGGAGUGGGUCAACCUGGGCCUUGACUCAGAAGUAGCAAGGACAAAAGGGUCAAUUGAUACUGGAAUGAAGGAUUCUGGGGGGGAAAAUAGUAGUUACAUGGUAGCUACAGCAGACAGUGGAGUCCUGAAAUUAUCUUUGGGUCAGUGGGGAUUUCUUCAGUGGCUGCUUAGCACUGGCUGUAGGAGCCCUUACCUUCUGCUGCAGUGUGGGCGCAGAUGUAUUCUCUAUCACAUGAAAACAUAGGUGUCUUAUUCAUUCUUGAACAUCCUAAUAAAAAAGUAUAUUCAUACUCCA